UGGUGUUGUUUUACUUUUUUCUUUUUCUCUCAGUAGGGUUGUUAAACGAGCCUUUGGAGACCCCUCUUUGGCGACAAGGUGCAGUGCAGCUUCCAGGAAGCGACAACCCGGCGACUGUCGGUGAGCCGAAUUCAUCGCCUUGUUUAUAUCAAACAAGAAAUACAACACGUUAAUGAGUCGGUUAACCUACCUCUAUGACUUCUCCAGAAGAUGAAAGUGUUCCCUGGAGGCUAGUAGGGCCUGUGUCCGAGCUGUCCAAGAAACAAUGUAGAUUGAUCUAUUCAUCUGAUGGACGCGACGCGGAUGUUUGUCUGUUUUAUGUGAGCGGUGAUUUCUUGGCGAUGGACGCUCGCUGCGCUCAUUCGGGAGGUCCGCUGUGUGAUGGAGAUAUCGAGGAGGCCGAUGGAGUUCUUAAGGUUUUCUGUCCUUGGCAUGACUAUGACUUCAAUCUCAAAACAGGGAAAUCGAGCACAGGUUUACAGCAACAAGUUUAUGAAGUGAAAUUGGAGGACGGCAACGUAUACGUCAAGCACGCAAGCGAGCUCUCGUUACAGCCUUUCGGACAGGUCAAAGAGCACUGAAGUUUUUGGUUACUCUUCCCUUGAACUAAAUCAUCUGUUUUUGUAAUAUUUGAAAAUGAUGCAGUUUUUUAGUUUUCUCCAUUGGAGCAGUUGUUAAUGUUUGUGUCAGUUUGUAUAUAUACACUACGAAUAAAAGAUCGUUUUUUAAUGAUGUAUUGCAAGUUGCUUCAAAUAGAACAUUGUUUUUUGACAUUGUUUAUUUGAAUUGUUAUACAUAUAUUUAAAAUGUAAAUUGUCAAUAUUUAUAUGUAAGAUUUAUUGAACUCAGGGAAAAUAAGGUCACAGACAGCGGCUUAAUUACUCUUAGUUUUAGCUUCAUAAUUGUUAGUAUUCCAGAGCUGUUAAUGUGUUUCUCUCUAGGGCUGUAAUUAAUGUUUACAGUUGUUACUUGCCAUAAUUAUACCCUCCUGGAUCCAAUCCUCUUGAGUGUGAGGUAGGAAAUGACUUUCAACGGAGGGAAAUUAAGUGACUUCUGAGAAUUCCUCUAAUUACUUGGUCAACUUGUUUUUUUAAUCUUAUGAUUCCAUUAUGAUGUUCUUGUCUUUAAAA
This is a messenger RNA of Pimephales promelas (fathead minnow), 1130 nucleotides long. Its product is annotated as Rieske domain-containing protein. Gene Ontology annotation, molecular function: 2 iron, 2 sulfur cluster binding. NCBI's taxonomy places the organism in Eukaryota, Metazoa, Chordata, Actinopteri, Cypriniformes, Leuciscidae. The record is from RefSeq and is a predicted model, not a curated record.